This is a messenger RNA of Pseudoliparis swirei, 1932 nucleotides long. RefSeq lists its product as uncharacterized. The transcript is spliced from 4 exons. Lineage: Eukaryota; Metazoa; Chordata; Actinopteri; Perciformes; Liparidae. The coding region runs from base 1 to 1932 and encodes 643 amino acids. The record is from RefSeq and is a predicted model, not a curated record.
AUGCUGCACCCCCAGGUGUACGCUCCCAGCGCACCCUACCAGAACUAUAACCAGAACCCUACCCAGACCCGCAGAUUCCACCUGCCGCACACUGCCCCCGUUCGAGAAACGGUGAACUCCGAGGUCCAAACGGACCCGACGCGGAGACGCGCCGGAGGCUACGGCGAGGAGCGCCAAGUCUUCAGCACAGAUUCUGGGGGUGGAACCGCCUGCAGCUCUCCGUCGCCCUUGAGCUCCGCCUCCAAAAAACGUGUCUCCGCAAACGACAAACCGGUCAAGGGGAGCAGCCCGCGCUGCGUCGACGUCGUGCCGCCGGCGGGAUUGAAGACGGUCCAAGAGCGCAUCAGAGCGUCUCUGGAGAAGCGGCAACGCCACAAGGACGCCGUCCGUCAGGACGGCGCUCGCUGCAGCGUGUGGUCGGCGAGUUCCGCGGACAGCAUGGCUCCCGUGUGCAGCUCGUCUCAACAAGAGGAGGACGUCGUCCACGAGAGACUCGAGUCUGUUCCCGACAUCCUGUUGAGUUGGGGAGACGGCACGCCGACGCAGGCCACCGCGCCGACGCAGGCCACCGCGCCGGACGAGCCGCCUCAAAAGGACGUUGGAGCCGCAGUAGAGCGACAGUUUGUUUACCAGAGUCCGGCUGGGGCCACAAAGGGUCCGGCGGCGGAUAACGAUGUGUUUGCUGAUGAUGCUGACGGCACCUCGAGCUCGAGGGACGGUGCAAACCUGUUCAAGAUCCGCAAAAUGAGAGACGCUCACGAUGAGCGAAAGGCAGAGUCCACGAGUGAUACGGGCGUGGUUGGCUCUGGUGGCCAUUGCUCGCCUUACAGAGAUGAACGGCUGCGCUCACUAAAGUCUUCCGAUGAACUCUUUGAGGACGAGCCGGAAAACGGGGACGAGACGAAUCCGCACGAAGACGCUGCAGAAGACACUGCAGACAUCACUACAGACGUCACGCCCUACCCCUCGUCUUUAAACAGCGGUCGGAUGAAGAGGAAAAUGAACGAGUCCGUUUGGUCCGUGGAGUCUCUGGCACCCUUCAUCCCCAGUCAAGAGUGGCUUCUGCAGAACUGCGUGUUCGAGCCUCAAGUCAUCUUUGAGAUGACGGAAGAAGCUGAAAACGGUCGACCGUCCACCCCGGACGACCCAACGGUCACGGCUGCCAAAGGGCGAAGGCCGACUUCCAACGACAGCUGGCUCAUGUUCAGCACCCCCGCCGAGAAGCCGAGUCCCCCAACGAACCUAGAAGUAGAGACUGAAAUGGAAGCAUCUGAAACGAGGAGACCAAAGUCGGGUCAGAACAUUGUUCCUUCAGAAAAGGGUUCCUUCACUUCCCCGACUCGCCCGCCACCCUGCAAAAUAGUCUCAUCUCCUUCCUCUGAGGAGGACGUGGAUAGGAAUGGGUCUUCUGAACCCGAGGCUAGUCGAAGCCCAAACCAGGACUCGCUCGUUCUCGAUGAGCAGCGGGUGAAGACCCCCUGCUGCUCCCAGCCGGAGGAAACGCUCCCCUUGAAGUCUGCGGCUGGAGGGGAGAGCUCCCCCCCGAUGAGCGUCCAGAACCGAGCGGACACGGAGGCGGAGCAUGACGCGGGCGGGAACGACAGCCAGCCGCAAGACCGGAGACUGUGCGUCCCGAUGGCCGACCCGAAGAUGGCCGAAGUGUCUCCGACGAGGGGACAGUUGGUGGACUGCGGCAUCCAGUGCACCCAGCUGAAGGACUGCGACUGCCAGGAGAGGGCGAGGCAGGAGUGGAAAUGCACAGAUAAGAAGACGAUUGGUGGCCAGGCUGACGGAUUCGGCAUGAAGGGACGAAUGCCGAAAAAACAGAAGAAGAAUCAUUGGAGGAACAAAGGUCAAGACAAGCAAAGCAGCCAGCAGGAGGCCGACUACGGGAAGCCCCAAGGUGGAAAUGGGAGGAACCAGCGGUUCUGA